AAUGGGCAGUGCCCAUCCUGGAGAGAGAAGCAGGGUGGGGUUGGAGCAGGAAGUCUGUGGGGGAAGGAAGCUGAGGGAUCCUCCACAGGAGGGAGUCACAGCAGCUAGGGGCACCUGUCAGGCUGGAGGUGUGGGCCAUCUAGGGGAAGGGGUAGUCACCAAUGUCCAGCAAGAGCCCUUGGGAGGUACAGCCCACCACAGCAUUCCCGAGACCACACCAUGUUCCUCUUCUCCCGUAAGACCAAGACCCCUAUCAGUACCUACACCGACUCCUACAGGGCCCCUACCUCCAUCAAGGAGGUCUAUAAGGACCCCCCUCUGUGGGCUUGGGAGGCCAACAAGUUUCUGACUCCGGGUCUGACUCAUACCUCAGAGCGCCACGUGGAUUCUGAAAACCUGCAGAAGAUGGUCAGAUGUGCCACACAAGACUACAGCUAUAAGGAUUCCAUAUCAGGUCACCCCUACUUGCCUGAGAAGUACUGGCUCUCUCAAGGGGAAGCAGAUAAAUGCAGCCCAAGCUACCUGGACAGUGACCGGUACAACACAUGGAGGAUGGGACCUUACAACAGCAGCUGCUGGAACAAGUAUACCACCUACCUUCCCCGGCUGUCUAAGGAGGCCGGGAUGGACUCAGCAGUUCGAGGAAUGCCCUUGGAGUACCCUCCGAAGCCGGAGCGGCUCAACGCCUACGAGCGCGACGUGGUGGUGAACAUGCUGAACUCACUGUCACGGAACCAGCCGCCGCCGCAGCUCACGGCCCGAUGCGGAUGCGUGGACCCGCUGCCCGGCCGCCUGCCCUUCCAGGGCUACGAAAGCGCUUGCUCGGGCCGUCACUACUGUCUGCGCGGGGUGGACUACUGCGCCCCCGGGGCGUCCUGCGCCGACCGCCACCUGCGGCCUGUGUGCCGGGAGCAACCGACUGAGUGUAUCGCCCUGCGAGCACCGGCCCGGAAUGCAGUGUGCUAUUACAACUCCCCCGCCGUCAUACUACCCAUGUCCGAACCUUAAAUGGGACACAAGUCACUUCAAGAAGUCUGGUGGUCCUCAGAGAAACAACUAUAUCGUCCAUCCUGAGUUUGUGUCUGAGACCUAUCCUGACUACCACUGCUGGUAGAGCCUGGACUGGCCGGGUCAAGGGGUUGAAGCAAUAAACUCUUCACCCCCAAA
Messenger RNA from Carlito syrichta (Philippine tarsier), 1167 nucleotides. RefSeq names its product chromosome unknown C9orf24 homolog (gene SPMIP6). Lineage: Eukaryota; Metazoa; Chordata; Mammalia; Primates; Tarsiidae. Gene Ontology annotation, cellular component: manchette; perinuclear region of cytoplasm. The transcript is spliced from 7 exons. Gene Ontology annotation, molecular function: alpha-tubulin binding. The record is from RefSeq and is a predicted model, not a curated record. Bases 220 to 1008 code for a protein of 262 amino acids.